GCAGCGCCGGGUUGCGUUACGUCGAGCGGUGAACUCCAACCGGAGUCCGGAAUGAUAGUGCAAGCAGUAGGAGGCAGAGCGUUGUCGCGGUGUUGAUCGUUGAGCAUUUCGCACGCGGAAAAAUUACGUACGUCGCCGAAAAUGGAGAUCGAAGUCUUGUCGGCGAAGUCCUCAAAACCGCUAGCCAAUGUAACUGUAAACUCGAACACGACGGUAGGAGAAGUCAAACAGCAGCUGCAUAAAUUAAAAGUAGCGCCGUACGUUCAGAGGCAGAGUCUGAGAUUAGAGGCGAGAGGAAAAGCGUUGCCCGAUGCAGAGACGAUGAAGUCCCUGUCGUUGAAAGCUGGUGGAAAGUUGUAUUAUAAGGAUCUUGGUCCACAGAUCGGUUGGAAGACCGUAUUCCUCAUGGAGUACGCAGGGCCACUGGUACUGUACCUCUGGCUGUACCAGCGUCCAUGGUUGUUUUACGGUAGCCUGACCACGAGUUAUCAUCGUGUAGCCAAUUGGGCAGCGGUUGCUUGGACGGUGCACUAUGCGAAACGUCUGUUGGAAACGCUGUUCGUUCACCGUUUCAGUCACGCUACAAUGCCGCUGAGAAAUCUGUUCAAAAACUGCACAUAUUACUGGCUGUUCGCUAUGUACGUGGGAUAUCAUACGAAUCAUCCGUUGUACACGCCCUCGAGCCCACUUCAGUUUUACAUUGGAGCAGCGACAUUUGCGCUGUGCGAACUCGGCAAUCUCAGCAUCCAUCUAGCCCUGAAGAACUUGAGACCGCCGGGCACGACGAUCAGGAAGGUUCCCAUGCCGACUGGGAAUCCUUUCACCGCGCUCUUCAACCUGGUCUCCUGUCCGAAUUACACGUACGAAGUGGGCAGCUGGAUCGGCUUCAGCGUGAUGACCUCGUGUCUUCCAGCCGGUCUGUUCACGUUUGCCGGUGCGUAUCAGAUGACCUUGUGGGCACUAGGGAAACACAGGCUGUACAAGAAAGAAUUUUCGCAUUAUCCGAAAAAUCGUAAAGCCAUCAUUCCGUUUGUCCUCUAAACUGAUGCACUUGUGCCAACCUCAAGAACAAUGUUGAUAAGUCUCAAUUACAAUACUUGUUUGUUUUGUCGAUAUUUUUAUUUUUCGAGAAUUUAUUAUGAUAAUUAGUGCGCGUUGCUAAUUUGUAUAUUUCCUAACGAGUAAUUUCAUAAUGUUCAAAACAAUGUACAAAGGUGUGCAAACAAUUUAGUUCACACAUUUUCUUAUAUCAUUAUAUUACGUUAGGAACAAGUUAGAAAACAAAUUAUUAUUAUAAUUAUAUAUAUAUAUAAAAUUAUAUAUACAAUUAGAAUGGGGAUAUUUAAAUUUCAUUGUCUGAAAUGAAGUAAUAUAUAUGGUAUUCUUCUUUACAUUUCCAAAUAAAUAAGUACGUAUAUAAU
This is a messenger RNA of Ooceraea biroi (clonal raider ant), 1421 nucleotides long. Its product is annotated as trans-2,3-enoyl-CoA reductase Sc2. NCBI's taxonomy places the organism in Eukaryota, Metazoa, Arthropoda, Insecta, Hymenoptera, Formicidae. Gene Ontology annotation, biological process: very long-chain fatty acid biosynthetic process. The record is from RefSeq and is a predicted model, not a curated record. Gene Ontology annotation, molecular function: oxidoreductase activity, acting on the CH-CH group of donors; protein binding.